UAGGAAACGAAUCGGAACAAAAAAAGCGCACGGUUGUUUCUUUCCGGAGAAGAUAUUUACCGUACCAGUGAAUGUUAAACGGCUUUUAUAUUUCUGCAGAAAACUAGCCCAUUAAUGGUAUUUUAGUAAAGGCAAUGGAGUAGUGAUAUAAAUAUUUGUGUAGUCGCGCCGGUAUAACCUUCACAGCCGUUCUCUCGAGCGCAGGACCUUUAACGUUACAAUGAUUCGGCGUCACAGAAAGUCUCGCCAGCAUUUUUGAGCUGCUUAAAGGUUGCAAAACUGCAGUCUGGUUAGGUUUGAUGUUGUCUAUUAAUUAUUUACGUUGCUUAAUUCAUCAAUUGAUUUAUUUAUGUAUUACUUUUGGCGAAAUUAUGUGACGCGCCGACAGCUGCUCUCGAAACGUCUUUUUGAUAUUAGACCACUUCAGAAAUUUACUCCGCUAUGACAGAGAUUCUUCGCAGAGUCCACGGUGGCUUUCUAAGAGUGGUCCUGCUCCCCAGCAGCUUUGGGAACAAAGCCCGUCCCGCCGCCUCUGAAGUACUAACGUGUCACCUCACCCAGCGCGCGCUGCCGCCCUGGACUUCCUUCUGCGUGCGCUACCGAGAUGUCAUCAACGACCAGUUCGGUCUGUCCAACUUUAACUGGCAGGUGCAGGGAGCGAACUACCACAUCCUUAGGACCGGCGCUUUCCCUUUUAUCAAAUACCACUGCACCAAAGCUCCUCCGCAGAACCUGGAGUUUGAAAAUAAGUUUUUCGGUGCACUGAAAAUCAUCAAUCUAGGUAUCCCAUGCUUGGCAUAUGGCUUGGGUUCAUGGAUGGUAGUUGGAGUGACAGAGACCGUUCAGACCUCUGCAGGACCUGUUACGGUUUACUUUGCAUACAAGGAGGUGGACGGUGCUCAGUUCUAAUAUCAGAGACACAAUCAGAGAGUAUUUGAAAAGAAGGACUUGAGUUUCACAAGAAAAUGUUUGCCACAGGCCAUCUAAGAACGUGUGUGAAUGGCCGAAUGCAACAUGAAAUUGCAACAUGAAAUAAAUUAUUCAUUCUGAAA
Molecule: messenger RNA, 1052 nt
Organism: Puntigrus tetrazona (Sumatra barb)
Lineage: Eukaryota; Metazoa; Chordata; Actinopteri; Cypriniformes; Cyprinidae
Source: RefSeq, a predicted model, not a curated record